Molecule: messenger RNA, 435 nt
Organism: Diaporthe citri
Lineage: Eukaryota; Fungi; Ascomycota; Sordariomycetes; Diaporthales; Diaporthaceae
Exons: 2
Coding region: 1-435 (144 amino acids)
Source: RefSeq, a predicted model, not a curated record
AUGGGCAGGGCAGAAACAGCAGAACUGGUGGAAUCUGGCAGCAACCACAUGGGACAGGAACCGGUCGGGGUACCUCUGGUGGAGCUGCUGCCCAUGUACCUCGAGCUCCGGGCUGGGAGCGAGAUUGGGGCGUCUGGGGGUGGCCCUGAGCACGGUGGGAGCGUGGAAGGCGUGCUGGUGGCCCAGCCUGUACUUCAAUUGGGAGCUGCGUCCGACUCGUCAUUGGCCAAAGCUCCCCCAGACGGCCGCGUGAUUGGCCGGGGGCGAUGGGACGGGGUGGGGACGAGAUUUGUUCUUUCUGUUCUGUUUGGACGGACCUGCCUUCUCGCACGGUAUGGGACGGUCCAGAGGAGCGUGGAGCAGGCACUAGGCGGCCAGGAGCAAGGGCGCCCCAUGCCCAUGCCCACGCCGGGGUCGAGCUUGCGGUGGGAAUAA